ACCGCCGUACUCGCGAAAAGCCUGCCCAAACCCUCCUUCCCCUCGCGCCCAACGCCAUGCCGUCUUCCUCCGCCUCUCGCCGUCGCGGGCGCAACAAGCCCGCACCCCCGGCGGCGCAACCGGGGGCGGUUGGGCGCUCGACGGUCCCCGCACCCGCAGCGGUGCCGCGGCUGCAUCCGCCCGCGGGCUUCGCACGAGAGCUCGACCCGGGCCCGGACGCCGCGGCGGCCGAGCGCGCGAGGGGGCCCGUCCUGGCGCCGCGCCUGCCGCCGCCCGCCGCCUUCGCGCGAGGUCCCCGCCCCGCCCCGCCCCGCCCCGCCCCGAUCGUCGCUCCCCCAAACCCUAGCCCUCCCGUUCUCCAGGCCCCUGCCCCGACGCCGCCGCCCUCCUCCUCGUCCUCCUCCUCCAGGCGCCGCCGCCGCCGCCGCCGCAAGGCGGGUGCGGCGAGCGACUGGGCGUCGCUGCCGCGGGACGCGCUCGCAACCAUCCUUGGCAAGCUGGACCACAUCGAGAUCCUCACGGGCGCCGGCCAGGCGUGCCGCUCCUGGCGCCGCGCCGCGCGGGAGGACCCCUCCCUGUGGCGCCGCGUCGACAUGCGCGGCCACGCCGACCUCUUCAACCAGGUCAACCUCCACGGGAUGGCGCAGGCCGCCGUCCGCCGCGCCAACGGCCAGUGCGAGGCCUUCUGGGGCGAGUACGCCGGCAACGACGAGUUCCUCCUGUUCCUCGGCGAGCAGGCACCAUCUCUUAAGAGCCUUCGCCUCAUAUCUUGCUAUGAUGUCUCCAGUAAAGGGUUUGCAGAGGCUAUAAGGAAGUGGUAUCUUUGCAGGGCACCAUCUCUUAAGAGCCUUCGCCUCAUAUCUUGCUAUGAUGUCUCCAGUAAAGGGUUUGCAGAGGCUAUAAGGAAGCUUCCUCUGCUUGAGGAGCUUGAGCUUUCACUUUCUAGCAAUGUAUGUGGGCAGGAAGUGUUUGAGACUGUUGGAAAAUCAUGUCCACAACUCAAGCGCUUCAGACUCAGUAAACACAGUUUCAUCAGUUUUGAAGAUGUUGAAUACAAUAAGGAUGGGGAAGCUCUGGGGAUAGCAACUAUGACUGGACUACGCUCCCUGCAGAUCUUUGGCAAUAUCCUCACCAAUGCAGGGCUGACAGCAAUCUUGGACAAUUGCCACUACCUGGAGUCCCUCGACAUAUGCCACUGCUUCAAUGUUGAAAUGGACAACACUCUCCGAGCAAAGUGUGCUGGUAUCAAGACACUGCGGCUUCCUGAUGAUUCAACUGAUGAUUACGACUUCAGAGUUUUGCCUCCUAUAUGGGCCGAUAACUCCCAGAGUGAGGAUGACUCUGAUGAUGGCUACCCGGGGUCCGAUGUUUACUAUGAGCUGGACACCGAUCUCGAUGAUGACGAUGAUAUCUAUGAUCCUUCGAACUACAUCGAUGGUAUGGAUAAAGAUGAAGAGGCUAGGAUGAUCCUGAGGAGUUUGUGGGCGCUCAUGAAAUGAAACAUAUCUGCAUGCUGUGUUAGCAGUGCCUGAUGCCUGUCUCAAGCGCUCAUUCCUUCUGCUGGUGCAAUGGAUCGUUGUGUUGGGUUUUAUCUAUCACGUAGUGCUGGAAUUAAUAUCGCUAGCUAUCGUUCUGUAGUGAUUUAUGUUCUGGCUACCAUUCUUAUAUGCUCACAACAAUGUUUGGAGUCUUUUGUUUCCAGUUUCCUAAGUCUGCAUGGCACUGUAUGCCUACAGUGAAAACAAGGUAAUGAUGAUCGGAUUCUGCUUACCUAUGUGGUGGUGUGAAUGUCAUUAGACCAUACUCGUACUGGGAGGACCUGUAUAACUAGUUAACUACUCUAUGCUUGCUUUGUUUGACUCUUACUCUAUCUGGCUUGACGAAGCUGAACAACUGUUGUUAAUUCCCAGUUCUUUGACGUGUUCGUGCAUGUUGCUGAAA
This is a messenger RNA of Panicum virgatum (switchgrass), 1941 nucleotides long. RefSeq names its product putative F-box/LRR-repeat protein 9. Bases 57 to 1499 code for a protein of 480 amino acids. The record is from RefSeq and is a predicted model, not a curated record. The transcript has 2 exons. Gene Ontology annotation, molecular function: protein binding. Lineage: Eukaryota; Viridiplantae; Streptophyta; Magnoliopsida; Poales; Poaceae.